This is a messenger RNA of Hyphopichia burtonii NRRL Y-1933, 815 nucleotides long. RefSeq lists its product as uncharacterized. Bases 21 to 746 code for a protein of 241 amino acids. The record is from RefSeq and is a predicted model, not a curated record. Gene Ontology annotation, cellular component: transcription factor TFIID complex; nucleus; SAGA complex. Gene Ontology annotation, biological process: transcription initiation at RNA polymerase II promoter. NCBI's taxonomy places the organism in Eukaryota, Fungi, Ascomycota, Pichiomycetes, Serinales, Debaryomycetaceae. The transcript has a single exon. Gene Ontology annotation, molecular function: promoter-specific chromatin binding; RNA polymerase II general transcription initiation factor activity.
GUUAAAGAAAGAAAUUAAAAAUGAGUAAGGAGAUAGAAGCUUCUAGGACAGCCGAAGAUAGGGAAAUGGAGGAUGCCGAAAUGGAAGAUGCCUUUAAUGAUAAUGAAGAAUCACAACCUCAAGGUGAACAAAUACCAGAUAGUCAAUCACAACAACAACAACAACAAGAGGAGCUGUCACAAUCACAGAACGAAAAGCCUAACAAUGCGCCAAAACAAGAUAAACCACACGUAUCAUCAGUUCCACAUAUACCCGAUUUACCAGAACUCACGAGAAAAGAUAAAACCUUGAAAGAGGUGCUUGACUUGAUGGAUGGAGAAUUUGCUCCUAUAAUUCCAGACUCUGUCACUGAUUAUUACUUAGCCAAGAAUGGAUUUGAAGCCUCUGAUGUUAAGAUCAAAAGAUUACUAGCAUUAGCUACUCAAAAAUUUAUACUGGAUAUUGCUCAAGAUGCUUAUGAGUAUUCGAGAAUUCGUAAUGCCUCAUCCGUUUAUAAUAGUUCCAAUCCUCAAGUAAGAGCAAAACAACUUUUACAAGGUCAGCAAUUUGCUAAUCAACAGUCUAUAACUGGUGCUAGUAAUGGGUCUGGUACCAUAGAUGGACAGGGUGAACAGCAACCUCAGCAGCAACAUUCUAGUAGUAAUGCUGGUAAUCAGCAAGGAAAGAUUGUAUUGACGAUGGAAGACUUGAGCAGUGCAUUGAGUGAAUAUGGAUUGAAUACUUCGAGACCUGAUUUUUACCGUUAGGAUUAAUUAAUGAUUGUUAUUUUUGUAUAUUAUUCAUGUAUUAUUCAUCAAUUGAACUUAUUUUAAUGA